Molecule: messenger RNA, 1971 nt
Organism: Anopheles darlingi
Lineage: Eukaryota; Metazoa; Arthropoda; Insecta; Diptera; Culicidae
Gene: NaPi-T
Product: sialin
Exons: 4
Coding region: 224-1870 (548 amino acids)
Biological process (GO): transmembrane transport; monoatomic anion transport
Cellular component (GO): plasma membrane
Molecular function (GO): transmembrane transporter activity
Source: RefSeq, a predicted model, not a curated record
CGCUCUCUAGCGGCCAGUCGCGUUCACGGUGGCAAGUCUUAGUUGACCGGCAGUAUUCCAGUAGACGUUCUUGGACGGAUCCAUCGGUUUUAGCUUUAGCACCAUGUGCCCUGCGAAUAAUUGUGUGAAGUGAAAGCUACACGGCCGAAAUUCAGUGUGAUCAGUCGAGUGGACGAGCUUUGGUUCAGUUAUCACAUAGUUUAUUAUUAAAUCCUCAUCCGCGAUGGCCAAAGACGAACCAAUGAGUGCGAGGACCACGCUUUGGUACCUGGUGUUUGUGGGCUUUGCGGUGAACUACAUGAUUCGCAUCAACACGAACAUCACGAUCGUGGCAAUGAUCAAACAAUCCGAGACGGAGUUUGUCGGACAAACGAAAGUAGACUACGCCUGCUACGUGGCGAAUGAUUCGAUCACUUCAGAACCAGACCAGUCACCGCCAUCACUGGAACACAGCUUACUGCGAUCGCGCGAAGGCAAAAUCAUUUCUCCGGAGCAACUUCUAUUGCGGCUGCUAAAGCUCGAUCUUCAGGAGGAUGGCUUCGAUUGGAACGACUACCAGCAGGGCAUAAUACUCGGUGCAUUUUACUGGCUGCACUGGAUUACGCAAAUCCCGGGCGGCAUACUGGCUCGACGGUACGGAACGAAGCUAGUGUUCGGGGCGAGCAAUGUGAUCGGUUGCUGGUUGUGCUUCCUGAUGCCGAUCGCUUCCUACUGGGACUACCGCAUUCUGGUGUUUCUGCGUGUUGUACAAGGACUGAUAUGUGGACUGGCAUGGCCUGCGAUGCACCAUAUGGCCGGCCAGUGGAUCCCACCGAACGAGCGCAGCAAGUUCGUGACCGCCUAUCUCGGUUCCUCGAUCGGUGUAGCGCUUAACUUCCCACUCUUUGGCUUCAUCAUUGCGCACACUUCCUGGGAGUAUGUGUACCACUUCUGUGGCAUCUUCGGUACGGUUUGGUACGUGGCGUGGCUUUAUCUCGUGUACGAUUCCCCGUCGGAGCAUCCGCGGAUCCAUCCGGCCGAGCGUAAGUUCAUCGAAAGCUCGCUCGGUAUCAGUGACCAUGGGACGCAGGGAAAACGGGAGCAGGACAUGGCGCCGACACCGUGGAAGCAGAUCAUCCUUUCGAAGCCCAUGUGGAUGACGGUCAUCGCUCAGUGGGGCGGUAUCUGGGGUCUGUUUACGCUCAUGACCCAAGCGCCGACCUACUUCAACAAUGUGCACGGUUGGAACAUCGAGAUGACGGGUUUACUGUCCGGUAUUCCGCAUCUCUGCCGGAUGCUGUUCGCGUACGUGUUCUCCAUCAUCGGGGAUCAUCUGCUGAAGCACGAGCUGAUGUCCCGGACCGGUGUGCGCAAGAUGGGCGGCACGAUGUGUUGCGUCGUGAAUGGGAUCUUUGUGUUUGCGUUGGCCAACAGUGGAUGUAAUUCGUUGAUGGCGACCAUCUUUCUGACGCUGGCCACGACGGUGCAUGGUGCCGUCUCGACCGGUCCACUGGCCAAUCUGGUCGAUAUGAGUCCCCGGUAUGCCGGUAUAUUGCUUGGGUUUAGUGGUAUGAUCACGGUGAUACCGGGAUUCGUAUCCCCGAUCAUUGUCGGUAUGGUGGGUAAUCACACUGUGGAACAGUGGCGCAUCAUUUUCCUCAUCACAUCCGCCACACUCAUCGUCUGCGGUUUACUAUAUAUGGCGUUUGCCGAUUCAUCUCAGCAAGCCUGGAAUUCGGCCGAUGUACCAGUCAUCGACGAUGGUAAGGCGGAGGAACUGGAAGGUCUGCAAGCGUUGAACAACGAUCCAAGUAGCAGAAACAUCGUACUGGAGCUAGAUUCCACCAAAGAGCCCAAGACGGACGAAAUGAUUAGAUUAAGUUCGGUUUGACGACAGUAUUAGAUUGGUCCUCCUCCAGACUCCUUUUCCUUCCCCCUCUUCCUCCUUCUCCUCAACCGUGAAUAUGAAUAAACCAAAGCCCCAGGACUAGC